Molecule: messenger RNA, 3554 nt
Organism: Cercocebus atys (sooty mangabey)
Lineage: Eukaryota; Metazoa; Chordata; Mammalia; Primates; Cercopithecidae
Product: NKG2-D type II integral membrane protein
Exons: 8
Coding region: 838-1488 (216 amino acids)
Biological process (GO): positive regulation of natural killer cell mediated cytotoxicity
Cellular component (GO): external side of plasma membrane
Molecular function (GO): signaling receptor activity
Source: RefSeq, a predicted model, not a curated record
GAUGCAAUUUCAUGUUUUUAUAUUAAAAUUUAACAAUUCCCAGAACUAAGUUUUUUUUAACUUAAAGGCCAGUGUGAUAGUAACCAAGCACUAAUUAUUGAAUAGAAGCUAAUUUCCCACUUUAUCUGCAAUGUUACCUUAUAUUUUUUAAUCUAUGUACAUGACUUUUUCUUGUCUGUAUUUUUUCCCUUCUCAAUUUGUCAAUCUAUGUCCCACAUGCCACUUUGCCUUUAUUAAUAUGGUUUUAACAUAGGUCUUACUAUCUAAUAAAACAAGGCUGCCACGUUUUCUUCAUCUUCAAUAGUGAUUUUCCUAGUCUUGACUUUUGCAAUUUAAUGUAUAUUUAGAAUUCUGCUUUGUAAGUCCCACAACAAAAUCUGAGGUAUUAACUGGAACUGAAUUGAAUCUUUAAAAUAUUUAGGAUUAAAUGGCAUCAUUUAAAAUCAUCAUUUUCAAAUCCUAAAAUGUUAUUAAAAAUAAUGGCAAAACUAAAAUUACUUUUGCACCAAGUGAACAUUUAUCCAACCAUGGGUGGUCUUACCUCUUUUACCAAAUUAACAAUAUUUCUAUAGUGAUAAGGCGGAAGUACUGUGGUUUAUGUUUUUCCACAGGAAGGUGAGAUUAUAACAUUUGUCACACCUUUCUCAAAGAUAGAAUUUCACUGAGUAUCUCCACUUUCAAUUCUAGAUCAGGAACUGAGAACAUAUCUAAAUUUUCUAGUUUUAUAGAAGACUUUUAUCCACAAGAAUCAAGAUCUUCCCUCUCUGAGCAGGAAUCCUUUGUGCUUUGAAGACUUCAGAUUCCUCUCUGAGGUAGACGUGCACUUACAAUUAUUUGAUGGGGUGGAUUCGUGGUCGGAGGCCUCGACACAGCUUGGAGAUGAGUGAAUUUCAUAAUUAUAAGUUGGGUCUAGCAAAGAGUGAUUUUUCAACACGAUGUCAAAAGCAAAGAUGUCCAGUAAUCAAAAGCAAAUGUAGAGAAAACGCAUCUCCACUUUUUUUCUGCUGUUUCAUUGCUGUAGCUAUGGGAAUCCGUUUCAUUAUUAUGGUAACAAUAUGGAGUGCCGUAUUCCUAAAUUCAUUAUUCAACCAAGAAGUUCAAAUUCCCUUGACUGAAAGUUACUGUGGCCCAUGUCCUAAAAACUGGAUAUGUUAUAGAAAUAACUGCUACCAGUUUUUUAAUGAGAGUAAAAACUGGUAUGAGAGCCAGGCUUCUUGUAUGUCUCAAAAUGCCAGCCUUCUGAAAGUAUACAGCAAAGAGGACCAGGAUUUACUUAAACUGGUGAAGUCAUAUCACUGGAUGGGAUUAGUGCACAUUCCAACAAAUGGAUCUUGGCAGUGGGAAGAUGGCUCCAUUCUCUCACCCAACCUACUAACAAUAAUUGAAAUGCAGAAGGGAGACUGUGCACUCUAUGCCUCAAGCUUUAAAGGCUACAUAGAAAACUGUUCGAUUCCAAAUACAUACAUCUGCAUGCAGAGGACUGUGUAAAGAUGAUCAACCAUCUCCAUAAAAGCCAGGAACAGAGAAGGGAUUACACCAGCGGAAACACUGCCAACUGAGACUAAAGGAAACAAACAAAACGGGACAAAAUGACCAACGACUGUCAGAUUUCUUAGAGUCCACAGGACCAGACCAUAGAACAAUUUCACUGCAAACAUGCAUGAUUCUCCAGGACAAAGAAAGAGAGAUCCCAAAGGCAAUUCAGAUGUCCCCAGGGCUGCCUCUCCCACCAUAAGCCCAGAGUGGAUGGACUGGGGGAGGGGUGCUGUUUUAAUUUCUAAAGGUAGGACCAACACCCGCGGGAUCAGUGAAGGGCGAGAAGCCCAGCAGAUCCCUGAGAGUGCAACCCCCACCUCCACAGGAAAUUGCCUCAUGGGCAGGGCCAUAGCAGAGAGACACAGCAUGGGCAGUGCCUUCCCUGCCUCUGGGGAUCAUGCUGCCACUUUUAAUGUGUCCUCUACGGCCCCCAGCCCCUCUGGGUUGGAUUAGUGGUCGGUCCCUGGGAGGUGAUCCAGCUCCUCUUCAUCCCUAUGGCACGGGCUUUCCUGCCUUGGGCCUUUACUCCUUACCGCAGUUCCUGAAGUGCUGGUAUUGUCCUGCAGCCCCCUCCCGUUGCACUGACAGUCAGGGUGCCAGCACAUGGGGAGAGCCGAUCUCCAUCCGGGUGAAGCUCACCUGCAGCACACCUUGCAUGCCGGGUCUCCCCUGGCCCUGGGGCUCUAGAACUGCAGGCAAAGGGGACAGUAAAUCUGUCAUCUCCAAUCCCGGGUGAGCCCCCAGAAAUGUAGUGCGAUAGAUAAGAAAUCAGAGAGACCAAGGGGUUGAGGAGAAUAUUUAUUAUUUAGGUGCACUGGACCAGUCAGAUUAACAUCCAAAGGACUGAGCCCUGAACAAAGAGUCAAGUUACCUUUUAAGCAUUUCGUGGGUGGGAGAAGAUUUGUGCAGGUGGAAGCAUAUUACAGAAACAAGAAACAAAGACAGUUAUUCAAUUGAGACUUGCAUCACAUCAUUUCUUACUUUUCAAGGAAAAGCAUGUUUUGCGACUUGAGUUUAUCUGUCUAGUGACCUUGCAGCUGCACAGCUAGAGAAACGGGUCUUCACAAUGCCUGGGAAAGGGAGAGAUAAGACUCACUAGCUACAGAAAAACAGGCAGCUAAUUUUUAAAGGACUCCAACUCUUUCUCUUCCUCAGGGGGAAUUGGGUUUUCUUACAUACAACUGAGUUUUUGCUUACACAUUUUUAAAUUUAUUUUGAUUCCUGUUCCAUGCCAACCACCUAUGCUGCUGUUUUCCCCUCUCCUUCCCCUUCCCCUAGGGGAGGGACCCGCAGCAGUGGAGCUAUUCUUUCUUCCCCCAAGAAGAAAGGAAAGGGGGGGUUCUGAAUAUUUUUCUUACUACCAGAGGCUUGUGUGAGGUUCAGCCCCCAACCGCCUACACACACAUGGGGAUUCCUCACCUCUUUCUGAGGUUCAACUCCCCCUAUGGGGAUUUCUCACCUAUUUUUAACCUCCAAGACAUCCUGACUAAGGAAUACUUUACCACCCCUGCGGUUUCUCUCUCCUCGGUAUGUCCUAACUAAGAAAUGCUUUACUGUCCUGCGGCCUUUUUUUGUUUUGUUUUGUUUUGUUUUUGUUUUUGUUUUUUCAGUCCCGAUCACCGGGGAAAUACUUUACCGGCUCCCGCAGCUGCUUCUUUCUUGGUCUGUGCACAGAGUUGUCAUCACCGCAGUAUGUAAGGAUCCUUUAAGCUAGAUUGCUGGCCAGUUUCUUUCUUUCUUUUUUUUUUUUUUCCUCUCUGUGUAGCUGAGAGUCUGGGUUUAUUCUUCACACCAGUUGGGUCUCAAUUUCUUUAUUCUUCACAUCAAUUGGGUCUCAUUGAGGGCCCCUUCAAUGAGGUAGGGGAGCGCGUUCCCUCAUGAGAGAGGACUGGAGAGCACCCCUGGAAGAGAAUGUAUUCCCAAACGGUUUGCCUCCAAAUUGUUUGAAAUGCUUGUUUCCCGGUGCUAUAAACAGCACUUGAACAUAAAUUUAAUUUAUUUAGUAAGGCCAUUUUUUA